AUCCAUCUGCCAACACUACCUGCUAUCUGGGUAAAACCACCACCAUUUAAACCAGCUACCCCGGCUCCAAUAUACGUGAAGCCAGACUUAGUGCAACCGCCAACCCCAGCACCAAUUGAAGUUAGGCCUAAGCCUGUGUAUCUACCUCGGCCUGCUUCGAUUGUUGUUAAACCGGCGCCGGUUCAACCACCAAAGCCUGCUCCAAUUAAAGUAUGA
This is a messenger RNA of Parnassius apollo (apollo), 216 nucleotides long. Lineage: Eukaryota; Metazoa; Arthropoda; Insecta; Lepidoptera; Papilionidae. The record is from the annotation of a GenBank genome assembly.